This is a messenger RNA of Selaginella moellendorffii, 818 nucleotides long. RefSeq names its product outer envelope pore protein 16, chloroplastic. The record is from RefSeq and is a predicted model, not a curated record. The coding region runs from base 211 to 654 and encodes 147 amino acids. Gene Ontology annotation, cellular component: chloroplast outer membrane. The transcript is spliced from 7 exons. Gene Ontology annotation, molecular function: amino acid transmembrane transporter activity. NCBI's taxonomy places the organism in Eukaryota, Viridiplantae, Streptophyta, Lycopodiopsida, Selaginellales, Selaginellaceae. Gene Ontology annotation, biological process: protein import into chloroplast stroma.
UGAAACCCAAGGUUGCUAACCACAGCCAAGCCAAUGGGCGGACAACGCGUGGACUACAUAUUCCUCUCUUUACGUUCUUAUUGGAUGGUCCAUAUCUCUCUGUUGUUCCUAGGCGAGGAGGAGGAGGCUAUGGCGUAACGAGGUUUGCUUCCGCCAUUUACUACUGGCAGCUCCGGCGGCGCUCUCGAUCGAAGUCUAAGCAAAAGCAAAAUGCCGAAAGGAAGGGUCUCCACCAGCGUGAAUUCCCCAACCGUGGACAUCGUAAUUGACAUGGGGAACCCAUUCCUAAACAGGACUGUGGAUGGAUUUUUCAAGAUUGGAGCUGUCAGUGCAGGACAUGCAGCUGGCCAGGAAGCUUACAAAGUUCUCAAGAAACAGACUGUCACCAAGCAUGAUCUCGAGUAUACGCUCAAGCGAAUGGGAAAAGACGGGUUACACUGGGGAGCCAUCGCGGGACUCUAUACGGGAAUGGAGUAUGGAAUUGAGCGAGUUCGUGGGAAGCACGACUGGAAGAACGCAAUGCUUGGGGGUGCCGUGACUGGAGCGCUCGUGAGCUUUGGGGAGCAUCGCUACAGCCGUGACAAGAUGGUCCAGAACGCCAUCGCUGGGGCCGCCAUCGCCACGGCCUCGGAAUUCCUGCGUCAUCUUACGUGAGCGAAGCUUUCGCGACCCGAUUCAAGUACGCUAACAUCACGGCCAUGACACCAACAUGUCUAGAGCAGCGCCUAUUAGAAUCUGGUCAGAAAAGUUGGGAAAGAACUUUCGUGAACUUGGAAGGACUUCUCACCAAAUAAGAACUUCUUAUCUUUUUUUCUUUC